UUCAUCUACCCCCUAGUCGCCACUUUGUUUUUCUCCCUGUCUUCUUCUCCCACACGGCAGCAGCCCACACCUUCUUCCUCCCUGCGCCCUCCCUGUUUCCCCUGGGCGAGCACAAGUGCAGGCCGACGACCUCCCUUCCCCUGUUGUUCCUGCGUCCUAUUUAUUUUCCAUGGACAGCAGUAGGAGCCAUGCCGCCCCGGCCCCUCUCCUCCCCUCUUCCCCAUAAAACAGCAGCCGCAGCGAGUCGCUGUCGUCCACGGCGAGCAGCAGCUCGCCCACCUCUUCCUCCCAUGACGCCCUGCAAUCUUCCCCCUUCCUCCCUUUUGCUCCUCUCCAUGUUUCAGCGCCUAGAACAAUCCUUGCUGCGCCUGAGAUCUGGACAGCCAUGGAGGACAACCAAACUCCUCUCCCAUGGCAGCAUUUUCCCCCAUCCGAGCUCCACCCAUGGCGAGAGGCCAAUGCCGCCCAGCUCACUGUCCAGGGCGCCCAUAAAAUUCCAGCAGCGAGCUCCACCGCCGAUCUACGCAGCCCCAACUUCGCGCGCUGUCGGCUCGCUGUUUUGUGGAGCCCCAUGGACAGCGCGCCGUCGACGCCCGCCGUGUGCUCGCUGUUUUGCGCAGCCCAUCCGCGAUGCCGUCGAAAACCGUGCUAAUGGUCGACGUCGUGCCUUGCCCGUUCGACGAAAUACCGAGCCAUGUGGACGGCCAUGCGUCUAGUCACGACCCGUUCAGGACCGAGAGGUGACGACCGUGCAAGUGAUGUGGUGCCAAC
Zea mays is the source of this 771-nucleotide messenger RNA. RefSeq lists its product as uncharacterized. Bases 189 to 716 code for a protein of 175 amino acids. The record is from RefSeq and is a predicted model, not a curated record. The transcript is spliced from 3 exons. NCBI's taxonomy places the organism in Eukaryota, Viridiplantae, Streptophyta, Magnoliopsida, Poales, Poaceae.